CCUCACCAUUCUUCCAUCACCAACACUGCCUACAAACAUAAACAAAGCUUUCUCUUCUUCAUUUACAGUACAAUGGCUGCUUCAUCAAUGGCCCUCUCUUCUCCUUCAUUUGCUGGAAAGGCUGUUCAAGUAGCUCCCUCUUCAUCAGAGCUCUUUGGAAAUGGGAGAGUUUCCAUGAGGAAGUCUGUCAAGGCCCCGGUGUCUAACAGCCCAUGGUACGGUCCAGACCGUGUUAAGUACUUGGGGCCAUUCUCCGGUGAGGCUCCAUCUUACCUCACUGGUGAAUUUCCAGGUGACUAUGGUUGGGACACUGCUGGGCUUUCAGCUGAUCCCGAGACUUUUGCCAAGAACCGGGAGCUUGAAGUGAUCCACUCCAGAUGGGCCAUGCUUGGAGCUCUCGGGUGUGUCUUCCCAGAGCUCUUGGCACGUAAUGGUGUCAAGUUCGGUGAGGCUGUGUGGUUCAAAGCUGGAUCACAGAUCUUCAGUGAGGGUGGACUUGACUACUUGGGAAACCCAAGCUUGGUCCAUGCUCAGAGCAUCUUGGCCAUCUGGGCUACCCAAGUCAUCUUGAUGGGGGCCGUUGAGGGUUACCGUGUUGCUGGAGGACCUCUAGGAGAAAUUGUUGACCCCCUUUACCCCGGAGGAAGCUUUGACCCAUUAGGCCUUGCAGAAGAUCCUGAGGCAUUUGCAGAGCUUAAGGUGAAGGAACUGAAGAAUGGAAGACUAGCCAUGUUCUCGAUGUUUGGAUUCUUUGUACAAGCUAUUGUGACAGGAAAGGGACCAUUAGAGAACUUAGCUGACCACCUUGCAGACCCUGUAAACAACAAUGCCUGGGCCUUUGCCACCAACUUUGUUCCCGGAAAUCUUAAAUUUGCUGGAUCACAAAUCUUCAGUGAGGGUGGACUUGACUACUUGGGCAACCCAAGUUUAGUCCAUGCUCAGAGCAUCUUGGCCAUCUGGGCUACCCAAGUCAUCUUGAUGGGGGCCGUUGAGGGUUACCGUGUUGCUGGAGGACCUCUAGGAGAAAUUGUUGACCCCCUUUACCCCGGAGGAAGCUUUGACCCAUUAGGCCUUGCAGAAGAUCCUGAGGCAUUUGCAGAGCUUAAGGUGAAGGAACUGAAGAAUGGAAGACUAGCCAUGUUCUCGAUGUUUGGUUUCUUUGUACAAGCUAUUGUGACAGGAAAGGGACCAUUAGAGAACUUAGCUGACCACCUUGCAGACCCUGUAAACAACAAUGCUUGGGCCUUCGCCACCAACUUUGUCCCCGGAAAGUGAAAGAGUGUUUCAAUUUUUUUCACCUGUAAAAUAGUAACUGUAAUUAGCUUGUGUGAUGUAAAUCAGUCUCAAACUUUUACUUUCUAAUGCGGAGAAAGGUCUGAUUUUCAACCAA
Messenger RNA from Daucus carota subsp. sativus, 1390 nucleotides. RefSeq names its product chlorophyll a-b binding protein, chloroplastic. The transcript has 3 exons. Gene Ontology annotation, cellular component: chloroplast envelope; chloroplast thylakoid membrane; plastoglobule. Gene Ontology annotation, biological process: response to light stimulus; photosynthesis, light harvesting in photosystem I. The record is from RefSeq and is a predicted model, not a curated record. NCBI's taxonomy places the organism in Eukaryota, Viridiplantae, Streptophyta, Magnoliopsida, Apiales, Apiaceae. Bases 73 to 1275 code for a protein of 400 amino acids.